Molecule: messenger RNA, 1798 nt
Organism: Hemiscyllium ocellatum (epaulette shark)
Lineage: Eukaryota; Metazoa; Chordata; Chondrichthyes; Orectolobiformes; Hemiscylliidae
Product: F-box/LRR-repeat protein 19-like
Exons: 9
Coding region: 64-1335 (423 amino acids)
Biological process (GO): protein demethylation; regulation of transcription by RNA polymerase II
Molecular function (GO): histone demethylase activity; transcription coregulator activity
Source: RefSeq, a predicted model, not a curated record
UCCGUGGUACAGUACUCUGCAGUGCCCCGCGUGGAGUUGAGUUUUGCUGAUUUUGCCAACGAGAUGACAGACGUUAACCGGACCAUCGCGGGCAUCGUCCUGAUGGAGAGCAUCACCCUCACGGCCUACGCCAUCAACUUCGUGAUCGACAACGUUUUCCAACCGAGCGCGGGAGCCAGGGACGAUGCGGCCAAGCUGCUCAUCGUCAUCACUGACGGCAAGAGGUCCCCCGGGGACUUGGACCUGACCGCGGUCAUCGCCAAAGCCCAGAAGGCCCAGAUCAUCCGCUGUGCUAUCGGGGUAGGCAAUGACUUCGCCAACGGGAGUGAGGCUGAGGCUGAGCUGAGGAACAUCGCCUCAACCCCCGAGUACCUCAUCAAAGUCCAGCGCUACGACGACCUCCACAACAUCUUCGAGGGAAUGAAGGCCAAGAUCUACAACAUCAAGGGGACCCAAGGGUCGUCCAAUGAGAGUUCAUUCGAGAUGGAGAUGGCUCAGUCUGGUUUUAGUGUUCGGGUCACCGAGGAGUGUGAGUGGGAUUGUGUGUUCACCCUGAGUGAUAACCCAUCUGCAGGCCAGCGUUGGUACCCAGUGACUGGGUCGGAAAGGUGCUGUGACAAACAGCUGUGGACCAAGAUAGACCUGAGCAGACAGAAGUCGAUCACCCCGGCCAUGCUGAGUGGGAUCAUCAGGAGACAGCCGGUGACCCUGGACCUCAGCUGGACCAGUAUCUCCAAGAAGCAGCUCAUGUGGCUCAUUAACCGGCUGCAGGGCCUGAAGGAGCUGAUCCUGUCAGGAUGUUCCUGGUCCUCGGUGUCCGCCCUGUGCUCUGCCAGCUGUUCCAGCCUGAGGCUCCUCGAUCUCCGCUGGGUGGAGGACAUGAAGGACUCGCACCUCCGUGAGCUCAUCUCCCCUCCGAGUGACACUCGGCCAGGUCAGAACGAGCACCGGGGGCGAUUGCCGAGCCUGUCGGAGCUGCGGCUCUCCGGCCUGGACAUCAACGACUCCUCCCUGCGGCUGCUGGUGCGCCACCUUCCCCAGUUGAGCAGCCUGGACCUGAGUCACUGCCCGCACGUGGGAGACCAGUCCGUCAACGUCCUGACUGCGGCCAACUCCCAACUCCGAGAUAAUCUCACCGCGAUCAACCUGUCAGGCUGUAACUGUGUGACUGACCAGUGCCUGGUGCUGUUCCACCGUUGCCCGCGCCUGGCGCUGCUGGACCUGCGUUGCUGCAAGCUGGUCACGCUGGAAGCGUGCCAGCACUUCGCCAAGGACUGCUCGCCCAGCCCCUCCUUCCACUGCUCCCCGGACAAACUCCUACUGAGGGACAGCUAACCCCACAGUGAGGGGGCACCGAGACGCCCCCUGUCGGUGCCGUCAGGAGGUGGGAGGGGGACCUGGGCCGGGGAAGGCAGCGGAACACGCCCUCACUGCGAGUGUGUGCAACAAACAUUGACCCCCCUUCUCCACCUCACUCGUCCCGGGCCUCAAACUGACCGUGUUCGGUCUCGCUGGACGAAUCUUUUUACUCUUCAAACCGUUGUAAUUCCUUGCUCUAUCCCCUUUUCCGAAUGCCCGUCCCCACCUCUCCCCCCUCACCCUCUCCCCGUCGUUGUUGAUGUUCUUGCUCGGAAACUGUGCGGCCGCUCGCCCCCGAGCCACUUGUGAAAUGUACGGACAAAGGGGGGUGGAGGGAGCCGUGCAGGGUGGGACGCGGGCACACACGCACCCUCCCACCCCGGCCCCCCGACCCGCAGCGGGGAGGUACCCAAUAAACGUGAACCCAGCUCCCUGCCAA